This is a messenger RNA of Penaeus monodon (black tiger shrimp), 4002 nucleotides long. Its product is annotated as extensin-like. Gene Ontology annotation, cellular component: extracellular matrix. Bases 1 to 3354 code for a protein of 1117 amino acids. The record is from RefSeq and is a predicted model, not a curated record. NCBI's taxonomy places the organism in Eukaryota, Metazoa, Arthropoda, Malacostraca, Decapoda, Penaeidae. The transcript has 4 exons.
AUGUACGAACAGUUGCCGGAGGUCGCUUUCGUGGCGUUUCUAGCCACAUCGCGGGCGGCGUCUGACCUCAAGCCCCGCCCACCCAGAGCCAACUUCCGCUUCUCGUCGCUUUUCCACGAUGGGCGUGAUGCGCGGGAUUCGUCUCCCGCCCAUGAGUCGCCUCUGCGCCGCCCGCACGAUACCAUUCCCUUUUUAGACCUAUCGCCACUACGCCCACCUCCCGCCCACUUAGAAGCGCCUCCUCACAGCCCACACGAUGGGAUGCCCCACCUGGACCUACGCCCACCUCCCCUCCUGACCCGCCCGGAGCCGUCACCACAUAGUCCACAUGCCGAUGUAGCCCACCGACAUCCGGCACUCCAUCCUGACCCACCUCCUCAUGGCCUACACGGAGAUCUGACCCACCCUGACCCACCUCCUCAUGGCCUACACGGAGAUCUGACCCACCAUGACCCACCUCCUCAUGGCCUACAUGGAGAUCUGACCCACCCUGACCCACCUCCCCGCCCACCCUCCGCCCGCACGACUCGCCAUUACUCUGAUUCGGAAUAUGAACGUGUAAACAAAAAGCCUUACGAAUUCGAGUACGGAGUAAAAGACGCUUACCAUGGUACCUCUUACUCCAGGCAGGAGGAGAGCGACGGACACGAUACCAAAGGGCAAUACCAGGUGAAGCUCCCCGACGGCCGCAUCCAGACGGUCAUCUACCGCGCAGGAGUCGACGGCUUCCACGCAGAAGUCGUGUACGAAGGAGAGCCUCACUACCCGAAGGAGAAGCCUCUGAGGGGGUCCUCCUCGCCGUCAGCCCAUUCCCUGUCGCCCGUCCACCCGGCGACCGCAAAACCUCCUCAUACUGUGUCGAAGCCGGUUUACACGACGCCGAAGCCGGCUUACACGACGCCGAAGCCGGUUUACACGACGCCGAACACGGUCUUUUCCAAUACCGGAAAGCCGGUUCAUACUUUGCCGAAAAUAAGCUACACCACAUUCAAGCCGGCUUCCUUCACCCCAGUCCACAGCACGCCACACCACACUAAGCCGAAGUCAGUGCAUGUGCCAAAGCCAGUUCUCAGCACGCCAAAGCCAGUCCAUGUCACACCAAAACCAAUUCAUUCGACGUCAAAGCCAGUUCGUACAACUUUGAAGUCCGCUCAUGUUACACCAAAGCCAGCCCAUGGUACAUUAAAGCCAUUUAUUACAACACCAAAGCCAGUUCACAGUACUUUCAAGCCAGCUCUCACAACGCCAAAGCCAAUCCACAGUACAUUCGAGUCAUUUUUCACAACACCAAAGCCAGUUCACAGUACUUUCAAACCCAUUCACACUACAACAAAGCCAAUCCACAGUACAUUAAAAGCAGUACUCACAUCUCCAAAGCCAAUUCACAGUACUUUCAAGCCAGCUGUCACAACACCAGAGCCAGUUCACACUACACCACAUGUCACAGCAAAGCCAAUCCGCACUACACUCUAUACCUUAGCAAGACCAAUCAAAACCACUUCGAAGCCAUUCUUGGGUCAAAUAACAUCUAAGCCACACCACACUACGCCAGACUCCCAAUUCACUACACCAAAGCCACUCCACUCCUUUACUCUUGGACCAGACAUCCACUCCACUCCACUGUCAUUGUUCACCAAAUCCCCUGAACAGUUUUACAGUACCUCUCCCGACUCAGGCCACCCUCAGGAACCCGUGCCUGUUUACAUCGUUACAGGAAAGCCACUCUCUACCACGCUAAAACCCGCCUACCACGUCAGUCCAGAAUCGAUAUACCACACUGCCCACCAAGAACUCUUCCGAAUUACACCAAAGCCUUCACAAGCCACAACCCAAAAGCCAGGAUUCCAAAAUACACCAAAAUCGGUUCAUAACGCCUCGCCAAAACCGACACACCACACUUCUCCUAGGCCACUUCAUGUAAGCAAACCAAACAUUGUAAAGGAACCUACUUUCCCAACAACACCUGCAGCAGUAAGCCUUGGUAAGGUACCACUUUCUCAAAACAAAGAACCAGUUCACCCUACCAGAGGACUUGUUUCCCAUGAGAAGGACCUGGUACACCAUAAUGUAGAACCUGUCCACCAUAAUCUGCAACCAGUUACGCAUCUGAAGGAACCAGCCCAUCACAACAAGGAUCCGAUAUUUCAUGAAAAGCAUCCUUCCAUCCCUCAGACGACGAGCCCUCAUCCCCUGACAGACAAGCCUUUUAGCCCGAGCCUUCCACCGACCUUGUCACCGCCUCCACUCCCGAACCUCCACACGUCGCCUGUAGCCCAUCAGAACACCAAGGCAGAACUCGCACCAAAUAUAGCCAUCCAGGCAGAGCCCCAUCUUACACUUACGUCUACAACGACUAUACGACCCCCACAAGUACCUUUAAGUGUCACGUUCCCAACACUGUUACCGGAUAUCGGGCCUUUGCCGAAUCCAAAGCCGAUUCUUGUUCCCCACGCCGAAGCCUCGCCGGAGCAGCCUCUGCACCCUCGCCCAACUAAACCACACAAUGGACAUGCUCCAGGUUUCCACCUUCACUCCUCAUCAAAACCUCCCGUGAGCUCUAUCCCAACAAGACCAACAAUUAUCCCCGGUGGCGUUUCAUUCUCCCAGUCCUUGCCUCAUCCAGCAAGACCACACAAUGGACAUGGCCUCAUUCCGGUUUCCCAGUCCCUGCCCAGCCGUCCACAAAGACCACACAAUGGUGAUCGCCUCAUCCCGCUUUCCCCUCCAUUGUCAAAUCAGGCUGUUAAGACGCGCCCAACCGUAUCACACAAAGUACAAGAACACAGUCUACCGCAUUCCCUGUCCGAUCUUCCUUCAGAAACCCUUCCACCCCGUCCCCACGAGGAAAAAGACCGCCUUCCCUUCUUCCAUUCUCUGCCAGACCGUCCUCUAAGGCCACACGACGAACACCCCCGCGUCCCACUCGCCCAGUCCUUGCCGGAUUUGCCAAAGCGCGAUCCCACUCACAUUAGGGACACCCAGUUCCCAUUUAGACUGCCCCUAGAACCUCAAUCGCCGAUACCUCAAGGCGAACACACUCAAAUAACCUCCUCCCCUAAGCCAACACUGACGCCGCCUCCAUCCAUACUCCCGACCGACGAAAUCCACUCUCUCCUCGAGGGACCUUUAAGCACUCUUGUCACCCACGACCCCUUCAGCAUACACGUUCAGUCCGGCACUGACUCACACCCCCUUGUGACAGAGCCAGCGGUGACGGACGACCUUCACCUCCGACUGAAGUUCAAGGAGCCCCUAUUUCGUUCGGACAAGCCCCUGCUCGCGACGUCUCGGAGAAGACUCGAAUCUCGGGAAGAGCUGGAGGACUCUCGUCGCUCUGAUGCCCAAUCACGCUGAAGUUCUAGAUGAAGUUAGGAUGGUCUUUUUUCUUAUUCGUGGAAAUCAGUAUUUUAUAGACGUCGAGUUUGCUUAGUCAGAGCAGAUGUGUCAGGACAUUGAGGACAGAAACAGGAGCAUCCCACAUUAUUUAUAUUUAUAGCUGAAAUAUUGAUAUGCAAUUGGAAAUAACUGCAUCAGGUGAUAUGUCGCACCAGGAAGAAAAUAAUAUUAUAUUAAGCAUUAAGAUAGUUGAAGAUAUCUGAAGUUAUCUCCUCUGUUAUAUACCCAAGGUCGAUAUACCUGACUGUAAGUUGAAGGACAAUGAUUGCAUAACGACAAUACUACGAGUGCAUAUUAAUACUUCUAUAACCUGCCAACAUCACCAUUUACGCAACGGACUUUUAAAUCACAGUUCUUCCUCUCUCUUGCCAAGCAUAUUAGGAGAGAUGUAAGACUGAACUGUAACUCAUAACAAUGCAAAAAUAUUAAAUAUAUGUUGGCAGGAUCAUUAUAGAUCAAAAUAGAGAUGACAACAAAUGAAUGGAUUUUCGAUACUACUUGUAAUGAAUUUAUAUUCUCACUAAGAGAGAUAGGUUGUGUUGCAUAUUUAAUAAGAAUGAAAUAAUAAUGAAUAUGGUGUUAUAACAUGUACAGUUAUAUAUUAUU